This is a messenger RNA of Biomphalaria glabrata, 2018 nucleotides long. RefSeq names its product autocrine proliferation repressor protein A-like. Bases 433 to 1902 code for a protein of 489 amino acids. The record is from RefSeq and is a predicted model, not a curated record. The transcript is spliced from 12 exons. NCBI's taxonomy places the organism in Eukaryota, Metazoa, Mollusca, Gastropoda, Planorbidae.
CGUUACACAUGGACAAAACAAGACAUUAAUGCGUAGACUCACAGUUUUGUAUGUGUUUAGUCUUCCUUUUAAGUUUCUUUCAAGAAGUUUAGUGUGUUUUUCAAAGGACAACACAUGGAAUUUAUAUUAUAGGUCAAGGAUUUUUUUUGUCCGCGUUUCAAUUUGUGUUUGUGUGUUGAAAUUAAAAAGGGAUGUGUUGGUAAUAAUGACAUUUAAAUAAGAAGCCACACUGAACUAUAUACUGAACAACACUAGAAAAUGGUUUAUAGACUUCGUUAGUGACAAAAUGAUUAAAAAAAAGAGUAUUAAGGUCUUAUCAUUUCCAAUCUAUGUAACCUAAAUAUACUGUGUGCUGGAAGGGCUGGUCAGAGUUUAACUCUAGUGUGGAUUGUGUGGCCUAUCACAAAAUAGAUCUUUAUAGAGUCUGGACACAUGAUGGCGCAGGGGAGAGUAGGCCUACUCUUGAUGGUCACGUCCUUUGUGACUCUGACUUGGCUAGGAAUAUCAGCAACACCUUUGGAUGACUAUGUCAACACCCCUGACCCUCAUUACACAUACACUCUCCUGUCCAGGGUUGAAGGCCCUAACUACAGCCUUCACAUUCUCAACAUGACGUCACAGAAAUGGCUUACAGAACAAGUGACCCAGAAGCCAAUCUGGUGGCAUUAUGUGAGUAUCAUCAUUCCUAAACAGAUCGUCUACACAGACACAGCAUUUAUGUGGAUAGAUGGUGGCAGUAAUACAGACCAGGUACCGACUGAAAAUGAUGAAUUUAUUAAUGGUAUUACUGCUUUCUCUGUUUUCACGGGAGCGGUGGCAGCAACCAUCAAGCAGAUUCCUAACCAGCCAACAGUAUUCAUGGAUGAUCCAACAAUGAAACGCCGCGUUGAAGACGGUAUCAUUGCUUGGACAUGGAAAGAGUUUUUGGCCAAUGGAAGUAAUCCUGAAAUCUUGCUACGCUUACCUAUGACCAAGGCUGUUGUUCGUGGGUUUGACACAUUGGCGAGUUAUUCAAAAAUAGUGGCUGGGAUCAACAUAAACAAGUUUGUCGUUGGUGGAGCAUCGAAAAGAGGCUGGACAACAUGGACCACGACCGCAGUGGACAAAAGAGUGGUUGGCAUGGUACCGGUUGUUAUGGAUUUACUGAAUACACAAAAGAAUUUACAUCACCACUUCCGGUCACUAGGUGGGUGGACUUUUGCUUUCGGAGAUUAUUACGUUGAAAACAUUACACAAAAUCUGGAUAGCCCCAACAUGCCCAAAAUGUUAGGAGUCAUUGAUCCAUUGACUUACAAAGACAGAUACACAAUGCCAAAGAUGAUUGUCAGCUCCUCUGGUGACGAGUUUUUCCUUCCGGAUGACUCACAUUACUAUUACGACCAAUUGACUGGACCCAAGUUUUUAAGAGUCACGCCUAAUGCUGAGCAUUCUGUGGCCGGACAUUUCAUGAGCACCGUCUUGGCCAUGCAAGCCUUUUUCUUGAACAUCGUAGAGAAGGUUCCGUUCCCAACGAUUACCUGGGUGCUCAGUCAGAAUGACACAGCUGGAAGAAUUGUUGUAACCUGCUCUGUCCCACCACGUGAAGUGACGGUGUUUCACGCUAAGACGCUGGAUGGUAAAAGACGAGAUUUCCGUUUAGCCAUUGCAGACCCGAACAAUCCAGGAAAGUUCUUGAUUCACCCAGUCAUAUGGCUGAACAAGCCAGCCACACAGCUAACACCUCUUCAGUUUGAAGGCGUGAUUGCCAAGCCUUCUGAUGGAUGGGCUGCCUUCUUUCUCCAAAUGAAGUUUACUGGGCUCAAAGGGUCAACGCUAGAGUUUACGACUGAGGUCAACAUAGUUCCUGACGUCUUUCCUUUUGCUGAUUGUUCCGGUGAUAGUUGUCAUGGCUCUUUGGUUUAAUACUAUUAGCGCAGUUAGCAAUGGAAGUGGACCUAUGUUUCCGACUAAGCCUUUGGCAUUGUAAUAUUUGGUGAUUCAAAGCUUAGAAUACAAUUGCUGGUAUUAGACUCUUGCAA